AUUAAAAAGAACGAUUGUAAAGUACCGCAAGGGUAUACAUUCAGUUCUUAUAUAUAUUUCGUCUCUUUUUCAUUUGUGUUUCUUUCCCUUAUUUUGUUCUUUCUCUCUUUCUUUUCCCCUCUUUCUCUCUCUCUCUCUCUCUCUCUCUCUAACUCUCUCUUUCUCUCCUCCCUUUCUCUCUCUCUUUCUGACUCAUUCACGUUGCACUCGUUUGUACUGUAUCAGCCGUGGUCAUAGUCAUAGUCUUAAUCCAUCCUUUCGUUUAUAUUCAUUUCUAUCUUUCUCGCUUUCCGUUCUUUCUUCUCUGUCUUGUCAGGUCAUCUCCUUUCUCAGUCUUUCUUUCUUUCUCACUCUGUUCUUCGAUGCAAAGCAGAAGAAACCCCCGCGGUUGCUCGUUCGUUCUCAAAAGUCUUACUCUCGUUGUCACGCGCUAAAAAUACUCCCGCACAGUCUUCCGAGGGUGUACCAUGCCAAAGGUGUACGGAAAUUAGGACGACAAAAGCAGUCAACGUCGACCUGGAACUGUCAUGGAACGGCUUUCGAGAGUGGCAUGUUAUUUUCGAUGGAUGAGGAACGCAAUACCUCAUGAUGCAAGUGAAGCGGAGGACGAACAUAAAACUGUCGAGAAUGAACGGUAUCGGAAUGUCGGGUGCAAUUUCGAAGGCUCUAGGCGGCUUUGUGGCAUUUUGGAGAGUAUCCUUCUUUGGGAGAACUCUAUGAACAGUAUAUCCGUCCUCAUCAUAUUCAAUAUACUGUUUUGGGGCAUUAUUGUAUUAGAAAUUCGUGGUCUUGCUGCAGCUAGCAGUGCUGCACUGAUCAUUAUACUCUGUUAUAGUACCUUGGAAGCUCAAGUUCAGAAGGAAAAUAAAGCAUUGGACACAGCUGCUUCCUAUGCAAAAGCAGAGCAAAUUGAAAAAAUAGGAAAAAUAAUAAAAUCUGCAAUUCAUUGGUUGAAACAGUUAAGGAAAGAGCAACCAGGAGUGUUUUGUACUGCAGUAUGCUUUCUUUCUUUGGGCCUAUGGAUUAUUGGUCGUACUAUAAAUUGUAUACUUCUUACAUAUACAAUAUGCAUGAGCAUUUUACUUGGACCUCCGUUGCUGUUGAAGUUACCUAGCAAAAUGGUAGUACAAAAAGAGUGGGAUAGUGAAAUAGAAGAAUUUUUACCAGCAGUAACUGAAGACAAUCUUCAAGUUCUUACAAGAGCUGGAGAAUCAGGGGAUCAAUCUCCAACACCGACAAGUGUAUUGUCUGAUGCUCAAAAUGAUCUUCUAGGUCUUAAGAUGCCAUCACAUGAAGAUGGAAGUACUGAUGGUGUAGAAGUUUCUGAAUUAGACCUUAGUGCUGAAGAAACUGAUGUGGAUGGUAUUAAAUUUCAAAGUGGCCAUUUUGAGAAAGGAUCAUCUUCUGAAGAAGAAGCAGAACUUGAACCAAUAUCAAGUAAACUAGUUAUUCAUAGUGAUGAAAGUGGUAGCGAAUUUGAAAUAAUUGAUGGUCAAGAUAUUGAUGAUUUAGACGUUGCAUGAAAAUAACUGAUAUAUGAACUGUGAAGUUAUUAUGCAGAAUAGGAUUAAGUCGAGAGGUGACUUUGUUUGGAUAAGAAUUAAGUAAAAUAAUUAUUUUAUUAUAAUUUUAGCUAUUUGCUUAUUUACAAAUAUUUGUGCAAAUCUAACAUAACACAGUUUUGGAUAAGCUAAAAGGAUAUUAUUUUUAUUACUACAGAAAUGAUACAAAUUACUUCUUUAAAUUUAUAAAAACUUUAAAAAAUUUAUCAGUAAAAUUUAGAUAUUCUUCUUAUGUUGUGCAAAUAAUAGCUUCUCAGUAGUUGCAUUGAUGUAUACUUAUACUAAAGUAUAUUCGUGAAAUUGUACAUAUUAUGUGCAACAGAGAGAAUUAUCUUAAUUUUUAUUUUUGAAGAUAUACGAUUUUUUAUGUAUAUAUAUAUAUAAAAGAUCAAUUAUCAAAAAACUUUGAGGGAAAGAGAUAGAGAUGAGCAAAUAAAGAUUGUCAAUUUCAAUGUCGCUUUGACCUUCAUGGCCAAAAAUGGUUUUGUACAUAUGUAUCACACACAGAAAAUAGUUACCUGCGAAUUAUAAUUAAGAAAUUAGAAACUACAAUGUCCAUUGUGCAGCAGGUAGAAAAUAGAUAAAUAUUAUCAUAGUAAAUAUUUACUCCGUUUUUGAUAUUACAAAAAU
Messenger RNA from Bombus terrestris (buff-tailed bumblebee), 2192 nucleotides. RefSeq lists its product as uncharacterized. NCBI's taxonomy places the organism in Eukaryota, Metazoa, Arthropoda, Insecta, Hymenoptera, Apidae. The coding region runs from base 528 to 1523 and encodes 331 amino acids. The record is from RefSeq and is a predicted model, not a curated record. The transcript is spliced from 6 exons.